AUGUUUAAAGGCUUCCAACCAUUUACAAUCACCACCCAGGCCUCGCCGGAGGUAACAAUCCAUGGCAUCAAGAGCGGGGACUCAACAUCCCCUCUUCCCCCUCUCCUCCUCAUCCACGGUUUCCCUCAGACCUACCACAUUUGGCACCGGGUUGCAGAAAAGGUUACCGACCGUUACACUGUCAUCGCAAUUGACAUUCGCGGCUAUGGCGCGUCCUCAAAACCAGCUGAUGUAGCCUCCUAUGCCAAGAGCGCAAUGGCUCGAGACUGCAUCAGUGUCAUGGAUCAACUCGGUUAUGCCAACAAGCCAUUCUUUGUCUGCGCCCACGACCGCGGCGCCCGCGUCGCGCACAAGCUUGCGGUUGACUUUUCUGAUCGUGUGCGAAAGUCCAUUUUCCUCGACAUAUGCCCGACUUUGGUCAUGUACAGGUCGACGGACUUUGACUUUGCAAAGGCGUAUUUCCACUGGUUCUUUUUGAUCCAGCAGGAGCCUCUCCCCGAGACCUUGAUUUCAGCGGCACCGAGGCAUUUUGCGGAACUCUUCAUGGGGGCGCGCCAACCCAAAGGCUUGGAGAUUUUUGGAAAGGAGAAUUUCGAUCACUACGCGAGCGUGCUGGAGGAUCCGGCCGCGGUGCAUUCCAUGUGCAACGAUUAUCGCGCCAGCGCAACACUGGACAUGGAAGAGGCAGAGGCCGACUUGAAAGCUGGGCGGUUGAUUCAAUCCCCGUUGAUGGUUCUCUGGGGCAAGCAUGGCGUGAUCGAGAAGUGUUUCGAUGCAGUCAAGGAAUGGCGGGAUGUUACGAACAAGGACGUGUUGGUGCAAGGUCAUAGUGUCGAAUCUGGGCACUACAUUCCCGAACAGGCGCCAGAUGACGUUGUUCAGGCAAUCACGGAGUUCUUUGUGUGA
Molecule: messenger RNA, 906 nt
Organism: Colletotrichum truncatum
Lineage: Eukaryota; Fungi; Ascomycota; Sordariomycetes; Glomerellales; Glomerellaceae
Product: alpha beta hydrolase fold protein
Molecular function (GO): hydrolase activity
Source: RefSeq, a predicted model, not a curated record